Dioscorea cayenensis subsp. rotundata (Guinea yam) is the source of this 1302-nucleotide messenger RNA. RefSeq names its product pentatricopeptide repeat-containing protein At1g07740, mitochondrial-like. NCBI's taxonomy places the organism in Eukaryota, Viridiplantae, Streptophyta, Magnoliopsida, Dioscoreales, Dioscoreaceae. The transcript has a single exon. Bases 1 to 1302 code for a protein of 433 amino acids. Gene Ontology annotation, molecular function: protein binding. The record is from RefSeq and is a predicted model, not a curated record.
AUGAGCAUGAAACGCAUCAUCAGACACAAUCCCGCGAAGACAACGCCAUCGUCGUCGUCCUCCUCCCCAAAGAAACCCAUCCCCUUCCUCGCCGACCUCAAGGCCACCGACGACCCCGCCGACGCUCUCCGUCUCCUCCUGCAUGCCCCUCCCCACCUCCACGACUACCCUGCCUGCGCUUCUCUCCUACACCGCCUCGCCCGCUCCCGUCUCUUCCCCCUCGUCGACUCCCUUCUCCUCUUCAUCCGAUCCAAUCGCAUCCCCUGCAAAGAAUCUAUCUUCAACUCACUCAUUCACCACUUUGGUAAAGCUCGUCUUCCCGACAAAGCUCUCAACCUCUUCCUCUCCAUCCCCUCCUUCAACUGCUCCCCUUCCUCACCCUCCCGCCAAACCCUCAACUUUUUACUCAACGCCCUUGUCGACAAUGACGCCCUCCACGAGGCCGAGUCUUAUCUGGCACGCUGCAAAGAAUGGAAUCUCCGCCCCAAUGUGGUCUCCUACAACAUAGUCCUCAAGGGGAGGUGUCAAAAAUACGGUUUUGAAAACGCUCGUCACCUGCUCGACGAAAUGCGCAAGAGAAGGGUGCGGCCUUCGGUUGUGUCUUAUAACAUAUUGAUCGGGUUUAUGAGCAGGAAUGGGUGUUUAGAUGGUGCUAUGAGAUUGAAGGAAGAGAUGGUGAGCAAGGGAACGCACCCGAAUGCUGUCACUUUUGCAUUGCUUAUGGAAGGCUUGUGCAGGGAGGGGAAGUUUAAUGAGGCGAAGAAGAUGAUGUUUGACAUGGAGUAUCAAGGUUGUAAGACUAGGCUUGUGAAUUAUGGAGUUUUGAUGAGUGAUUGUGGGAGGAGAGGUGAUUUGGAUGGCAUGAACAAGGUGUUUGUGGAAAUGACUAGGAGGAGGUUGAGGCCGGAUGUUGUGACUUACAAUAUCUUGAUAAACUACUUGUGCGCUCAUGGCAGGGUUGAUGAUGCAUACAAGGUGUUUGUUGAGAUGCAGUUGAAGGGAUGUGAACCCAGUGCGGCGACGUACCGGAUGAUGGUUGAUGGGUUUUGCAUAGCCAGGGAUUUUGACAAAGGGUUGAGAGUUUUGAGCACAAUGCUGUGUGGCAAGCAUUGUGUUAAAGAGGAGUCUUUUGAGGCUUUGAUUGUGGGGCUGUGUGAGGGUGGGAAAGUGGAUGAUGCUUGUUUUGUUUUGGAGGCAAUGGAGAAGAGGAGGUUGGUGUUGGGGUUUCAAGGCUGGAGUGCUUUGGUUGUGGGCUCUUGUUUACAUGCUGGCAAGGAAAUUGAGUUGCCAAUUUGCAUGUGA